CAAGCGUCAUUUAAAUAGUGAAAUAGAAUUAUCUAAAUCAAAACUUAGAGAGAGAAGUAGUUUGCUUCCGAUUUGCUGACAUCUGUAGCAGUCUAAAAAGCUAGUUUUAGCCUCGUCGAAAGAGAGAGUCAGCCUAUCAUGUGAUUUUAAACAUGGGUUGUCUGUUGCUCCUGAAAAGUUGUCGAAAGCUUCGCUUCUCACAGAAGUUCAUUUGUUUUAGCGUAUGAACGACGUUUUGUGUUAUUCAAUAUUCCAGAUGGAAGUGAACCGUUUGGACUUCUACAUCGGUCUCUCACUGGCUGUGAGCUCCAGCGCUUUUAUCGGCGCAAGUUUCAUCCUGAAGAAGAAAGGCCUGCUGCGAUUGGCCAGCAAGGGUUCAAUGCGAGCAGGUCAAGGGGGGUAUGCUUACCUGAAAGAAUGGCUGUGGUGGGCAGGACUAAUUUCAAUGGGAGCUGGAGAGGCCGCCAACUUUGCUGCAUAUGCAUUUGCUCCGGCCACACUGGUGACUCCUCUUGGAGCAUUGAGUGUACUUGUAAGUGCCGUGCUCUCUUCUUACUUUCUGAAUGAGAGGCUGAACGUGCACGGGAAGAUUGGUUGUUUGCUUUGCGUCUUGGGUUCCACAGUGAUGGUGAUCCAUGCCCCGCAGGAAGAGGAGGUUGCUUCCCUCACUGCCAUGGCUGAGAAGCUCAGAGACCCAGGUUUCAUUGUGUUUGCUGUGUGCGUUGUGGGAAGCAGCCUGGUUCUUAUCUUUGCUGUGGCUCCACGGUUUGGACAGAAGAAUGUGAUGGUCUACAUCCUGAUCUGCUCUGUGAUCGGCUCCCUCUCUGUGUCUUGUGUCAAGGGCCUGGGCAUUGGCAUUAAGGGGCUGUUUGCUGGGACAGCAGUGCUGAAGGAACCCUUGUUCUGGUCCUUAGUCAUCUGCCUGGUAAUCUGUGUCAGCGUUCAGAUCAAUUACCUGAACAAAGCCCUCGACAUCUUCAACACCUCCUUAGUUACUCCCAUCUACUACGUCUUCUUCACUACAUCUGUCAUGGCCUGCUCAGCCAUCCUCUUCAAGGAGUGGCUGCGUAUGACCACUGACGGAGUAGUGGGAACAAUUAGUGGGUUCCUCACCAUCAUUUUGGGGAUAUUCCUCCUUCAUGCCUUCAAGGACAUUACAUUUAGCUUGGAUUCCCUCCCACUCUACCUAAGGAAGGGCCCUCAGGGCUUUCCAUGGGGGCACCAGCCUUAUGUGGCUCUUCCUAGCCAUGACAACCAAGCAGAGGAUGAAAUGAAGCUGCCCAGAGAAGGAGGCUCAAAGGGGGGAUGGGGUACACACCAAAGAGCUCCUUAACUAGGACCAAUAAUCUUGUUACUACUUUAAAUUGCUUAUUGCAAUUCUGAAGAUUUAAUACACAUCACAGUUUUACAAGGUGACAAGUUAGUUUACUAAAUCUGAAUUUCAAGUCUGUUUUACACAAUGCAGUAAGCAUUGGAUGAACAAAGUUGCCCAAAGUGAGCUUAAUGUCAGCACACUGGAUUUUAUAUAAAAAGCCGCCACAUCUUUUUCCUCUGGUUAAAAAAAAAGACAGAACAUAAUGUUAAUCGGUAGUAUGUUUUUUAUCAAUGGGAAUGUCUGUUGCACUGCUGUGUGUUUUCUUUUACAGUAUAUUGAGUAAAGGUUGAAUAUUAUUAGCCUGUAUAAGCUAAAUUAUUACCUGCCUUCUGUUACUGAAAACAAUGACCUUAUUCAUAGUUUUGCACUUUUAACCUUAUUGUAAAAAUGUAAUAUAUUGCAACUCAUUGUAAAGCCAGAAAAUGUGAUUAGCCCUGAAUGCAUUUCAAUCACAUGUUGUUGAUGAACAAGAUUGAAUAAUUCCUCUGAUGAGUUCCUGUAAUACCUCAGUAUUAUUAUAUAAAAACAGCACCAAAGAUUGUUCUUACCCUAUAAAAAUGAAUUUGCAACAUGUGCCAAGUUGUAACAUAUCUAAUGUAACUGUAGUUUGUGUGUUUGAUAUUGCUGAUUAAAACAUAAUUACAACAUUA
Messenger RNA from Micropterus salmoides (largemouth bass), 2025 nucleotides. RefSeq lists its product as uncharacterized. Gene Ontology annotation, molecular function: magnesium ion transmembrane transporter activity. Gene Ontology annotation, biological process: magnesium ion transport. The record is from RefSeq and is a predicted model, not a curated record. Gene Ontology annotation, cellular component: membrane. NCBI's taxonomy places the organism in Eukaryota, Metazoa, Chordata, Actinopteri, Centrarchiformes, Centrarchidae. The transcript has 5 exons. Bases 224 to 1333 code for a protein of 369 amino acids.